Panicum virgatum (switchgrass) is the source of this 1677-nucleotide messenger RNA. RefSeq names its product trihelix transcription factor ASR3-like. Lineage: Eukaryota; Viridiplantae; Streptophyta; Magnoliopsida; Poales; Poaceae. The record is from RefSeq and is a predicted model, not a curated record. The coding region runs from base 283 to 1431 and encodes 382 amino acids. The transcript is spliced from 2 exons.
CGUGGAGCUCAGCGCGGGCGGCCGCAGCCUGCCAGCCCCCACUCACAUCACAUGGAGCGCCCUGCCACACUCGCAGCCUCGCACUGCACACUCUCACUCAACCCAGCUGAAACGCCCGCCGCGCUCCGGAACCGAACGCCGUGCCGUCGCAUGUAAAUACGGGGUGGUCUCGCCCCCGUCGCCAGCGCGUCCGCACCCAACCACACCUGACACCUCGCCACCCGAUGCCCAGCGCCACCGCGCCCAUCCAGACGCGAGCGCCGUAGCUCGGGCCGCCGGCUCAUGUCGGCCAACACCGUAGCCAAGGCGGCGGCGCCCAUGUCCGGGUCCUCCGACCCCUCGCCGUCCUCGUCCGCCGCGGCGUCCCCGCUGGCGCUGCUCCGCCCGCACCCGCACGCCCACGCCCAUGCGGGGCACCUGACGCCGCCCUCGCCGGCGUCCGGGGGCCCCGCGCCGCCGCCACCGUCCCCGGCGUCCGCGCCGCGGGACUACCGCAAGGGCAACUGGACCCUCCACGAGACGCUCAUCCUCAUCACGGCCAAGCGCCUUGACGACGACCGCCGGGCCGGCGCUGUCGGGGCCGCUCACGGCCACGCCCACGGGUCGCCCACGACGCCGCGGUCGUCGGAGCAGCGGUGGAAGUGGGUGGAGAACUACUGCUGGAACCACGGCUGCCUGCGCAGCCAGAACCAGUGCAACGACAAGUGGGACAACCUCCUGCGCGACUACAAGAAGGUCCGCGACUACGAGUCCCGCACCGCCGCCGCUGCCGCUGUCGCUGGCACCGCCGCGGCGCCAGGCGGCGGCGGCGGCGCGGGCGCCGUCCCGUCCUACUGGUCCAUGGAGCGGCACGAGCGCAAGGACCGCAACCUCCCCACCAACCUGGCGCCCGAGGUGUUCGACGCGCUGACGGACGUGCUCUCCCGCCGCGCCGCGCGCCGCGGGGGCGCGGCGAUCGCGGCCGCCCCGCCACCUCCAGCGCCGCCAUCACCGCCGAAGCCUCUCGUCGCGCAGCCCCGCCCCCCGCCGCCGCCUCCCCCGCCGCUUCUGACGGCGGUGGCGCCGCCGGCGACGUCGGUUUCCGCUGAGGAGUUGACGGGGUCGUCGGAGUCCGGCGAGGAGGAGGACGGGUCGUCGGAGGAGGAGGGCGUGGAGCCGCAGCCGAAGCGGCGGCGUCUGAACCGUCUGGGGUCGAGCGUGGUGCGCAGCGCGACGGUGCUGGCGCGCACCCUGGUGGCGUGCGAGGAGAAGCGGGAGCGGCGGCACCGGGAGGUGCUGGAGCUGGAGGAGCGGCGGCUGCGGCUGGAGGAGCAGCGCACGGAGGUGCGCCGCCAGGGCUUCGCGGGCCUCAUCUCCGCCGUCAACAGCCUCUCCACCGCCAUCAACGCCCUCGUCUCCGACCACCGCAGCGGCGACUCCGCCUCCCGGUGACCAGGUCGUCGUUGGUCGAUCGCCUAGCUCUCAACCGUACCUAGCUAGCAUUCGCAUUGUGCAAUCCGAUUCCGAGAGACGUAAAUAAGGUGAUGAUUGAUUGUGUUGGAGAGGCUGUGACUAGAAAUUUUUUUUUGGAGCGUUGUUGCAUUGGUCGCGUGCAUGCAGGCAUCAUCGCGACAUGUCCUACCUAGGUGCCCUUGUUGGUUGGUUUGAUGAGCAUGAGGUCCUUCCUCUUCCAUCUCC